ACGUCAUAUUUGCAAUGGUUCAUCAGUGUCAUUAUUGUUUCAUGUUUAGAAGAGAUCAGAAAUGGCAUCCAAGCUAACUCCAAAGCUCUUCUCAUGGCUGAUUGUUCCAACAUUACUACUCAUUUUCCUCUACUCUUUAUCCCUUCCUCUUUACACUCCACCCACUUCUCCAAAACCCACAAUUCCCAUAUCACCCUCUUGUAAUCUCUUCAAAGGCAAAUGGGUCAGUGACCCGACCCGCAAACCCAUUUACGAUGAGUCCUGCCCGUUUCACAGGAACGCCUGGAAUUGCCUUAGAAAUCAAAGGGAAAACAUGGGUCGGAUCAAUUCUUGGAAAUGGAUACCCGACAAGUGUGAUUUGCAUCGGGUCGACCCGGUUGGGUUCUUGGGUUUAAUGAGGAACAAGAAUAUUGGGUUUGUUGGAGAUUCUUUGAAUGAGAAUUUCUUGGUUUCGUUUUUGUGUAUUCUUAGAGUAGCUGAUUCUGGUGCAAAGAAAUGGAAGAGAAAGGGUGCUUGGAGAGGAGCUUAUUUUCCAAAGUUUAAUGUUACUGUGGGUUAUCAUCGUGCUGUUUUGCUCGCGAAAUAUGAGUGGCAGCCAAAACAGCUAGACGACUCCAAUAAAGAUGGAUUGAAAGGAAGAUAUCGAGUAGAUGUUGAUAUUCCAGCAGAUGAUUGGGCUCAUAUUGGUGCCUUUUACGAUGUUCUAGUCUUCAACACUGGUCAUUGGUGGGGCUUUGACAAAUUCCCUAAAGAGACACCUCUUGUUUUCUAUAAGGCAGGGCACGCGAUUCAACCACCCCUAGAGAUGUUUGAUGGACUUAAGGUUGUUCUCGAGAAUGUGAUUGCCUACAUAGAAAAAGAAUUACCAGAGAAAACACUUAAAUUUUGGCGCUUGCAAUCACCAAGGCACUUUCAGGGUGGUGACUGGAAUCAAAAUGGUAGUUGCACAAUCGAUGAACCCCUUGAUGAACUUCAGCUUGACCUGUGGUUUGAUCCCAGAUAUAAUGGGGUUAACAAAGAAGCAAGGCGACUAAAUCAUCUCAUUGAAGAGGUUUUAAAAGGAACAAAUAUCAGAAGCCUCGAUCUGACUCACUUGAGUGAGUUCCGGGCGGAUGGCCAUCCUGCAAUUUGGCUGGGGAAAAAGGAUGCAGUAGCAGUCUGGGGUCAAGACUGUAUGCACUGGUGCCUUCCUGGUGUUCCAGAUACAUGGGUCGAUAUCUUGGCGCAGCUAAUCACUCCUUAUAUAUUGGAGAGAGGGUGA
Lycium ferocissimum is the source of this 1261-nucleotide messenger RNA. RefSeq names its product protein trichome birefringence-like 12. Lineage: Eukaryota; Viridiplantae; Streptophyta; Magnoliopsida; Solanales; Solanaceae. The record is from RefSeq and is a predicted model, not a curated record. Gene Ontology annotation, cellular component: Golgi apparatus. Gene Ontology annotation, molecular function: O-acetyltransferase activity. The transcript has 4 exons. Bases 62 to 1261 code for a protein of 399 amino acids.